Messenger RNA from Fusarium oxysporum Fo47, 960 nucleotides. RefSeq lists its product as uncharacterized. The coding region runs from base 1 to 960 and encodes 319 amino acids. The transcript has a single exon. NCBI's taxonomy places the organism in Eukaryota, Fungi, Ascomycota, Sordariomycetes, Hypocreales, Nectriaceae. The record is from RefSeq and is a predicted model, not a curated record.
AUGGAUGCGACUGCAGAGAUCCUUGUCCAAGGUGGAGAUUCUGUCGCCACGACGCGUCGGUCUUCGAGAACUACGAAGCCGACGGCAAAACUGCAGGAAAAGCUGCAGGCGGCCGAGAAAAAGACGGACAUGGCAAAGAAUAUGUGGUCGCAGCAGUCGCAUGAAGGUGGGAGUGAAGGUGAGAACGGACCGGCCGACAGGGUUGGAGAAUCACAGAUGAUGGGAGACGCGACGGGCAACGACGCGUCGCUCAUGCAGACCAUGCUCCGAGGGAUGCUCCAGGAGACGUCGACCCAUCUCAUGAGCGAACAGAAGCAGAUGCUCGAGCCUCUGGGACGCGUUGAUGGGGAAUCAGCGAACGGCGACGCAGAUAUGAGCGAACAGCUGGAGACGAUCCGACAGCUUCAGCAAGAAAUCCAGGCGAGGAAAUCCAUGACCCCUAAGAUCGCCAGUAGCUGCAACCUGAAUCGUGCAUCCUUGGGGAAAACCCCCGCAGGAGAAAAACCCAAGGCGGCCAGAACGCUGUUUUGUAGACGAGGCAGUCGCCUCGUUCCACCAUCUCCAGGUAAGCUCUGUACCAUUUCGACCCAGCGGUUUUGUCUAGUGGUCUCAGCCAGUGAGACAAAUCGUCGUAGCCCAGUUGUGUUCCGAGCAGCAGGCGAGGCUGCAAAGAAGAGGUUCUCUGGGCAGUACACGACUGCAGAGAUCGGUCAUGCAGCUUCCGAGCUGCAAAAAGGGCAGCGAGCCAUGUGGGGCUCGUGCGUCGAGGUCGGGGGCACCAAAGGGGCCCAGAAAGUCGAGAAGGUGAGGGUGAGGGUGCAACGACCCUGGAUGUCUAGCAGCAGGAUGCUGCGAAUGUCGUCUGGGCAGCCGAGGUUGCAGAGGUCGGUCGUACGGGGGAAAAUCGAGGGCGCAGAGCCCGAAAUGUCGCAGGCUCGCGAAGCCGAAAUGUCGAGGUAG